This is a messenger RNA of Colossoma macropomum (tambaqui), 1395 nucleotides long. It is a transcript of the gene tram2, whose product is annotated as translocation associated membrane protein 2. The transcript is spliced from 11 exons. The record is from RefSeq and is a predicted model, not a curated record. Bases 87 to 1196 code for a protein of 369 amino acids. Gene Ontology annotation, cellular component: endoplasmic reticulum membrane. Lineage: Eukaryota; Metazoa; Chordata; Actinopteri; Characiformes; Serrasalmidae. Gene Ontology annotation, biological process: protein insertion into ER membrane; SRP-dependent cotranslational protein targeting to membrane, translocation.
GAAAGUUCCUAGCAGACAGUGAAGUUUUGGAGAAGGACGGAGGUGGAGGGAAAAAAAGAAGUAAAGAAAAGUCUGGAAGUUUAGAAAUGGCCUUUCGUAGACGAAAUAAGAGCUACCCUUUCUUCAGCCAAGAGUUCCUCAUUCAGAACCACGCAGACAUCGUCUUCAGUCUGGUCAUUUUUAUUUUGAUAGGGCUGAUGUUCGAGGCCACGGCAAAAACAGCCAUUCUCUUCAUUCAGCCACAGUACAACGUCAGCACACUGAUCCCAGACGGAGAGGUGACUCUGUAUCAUUACGGUUGGAAAGACUGUGCCACUGUCCUGUUCUAUCUCUUCAUCACCAUCAUCCUCCAUGCAGUAGUCCAGGAGUACAUACUGGAUAAAAUAAACAGACGUCUCCACCUGUCCAAGAGUAAAAACACCAAGUUUAACGAGUCUGGCCAGCUAUGUGUGUUCUACCUGGUCUCCAGCUUAUGGAGCUUCUAUAUCCUCGCCACUGAAGGCUACAUUCUGCAUCCCAGCAGCCUGUGGGAGAACUACCCUCACUCUCACCUGAGGUUCCAGGUGAAGUUUUUCUAUCUCACUCAGCUGGCUUAUUGGUUUCACGCUCUGCCUGAGCUCUACUUUCAGAAAGUGCGGAAGGAGGAGAUUCCUCGUCAGCUGCAGUAUAUUUCUUUGUACCUGUCUCAUAUUCUGGCGGCGUACCUGUUAAAUUUGACGCGUGUGGGAUUGGUGCUGCUGUUUCUGCAGUACCUCUCUGAGAUGGGCUUCCAUCUUUCCAGACUCAUCUACUUUAUCGAUGAGACACAUCAUAAAAUGUUCGAGCUGUGGUCAGUAGGGUUUGUUCUGACCCGUAUGGUGACUCUGACGCUGAUGUUCUUGGCUGUGGGCUUCGGUUUGGCGCGGUCAGAAAAUCAAACCCUCGACUGGGAGGCAGGCAACUUCAACACACUCUCCAUCAGGUUGCUGGUGUUGUUCUUAGUGUGUUCCACCCAGUCGUGGCUGCUGUGGAAGUUCUUCCGUUUCCAGUUGAGGCGAACACGGGAGUACAGACUGGAACAGGCCAGGAAAAGAGCAGCCGCCAAGCAGCAAACUCCCCGCGCACUGAAAAGAGACUCAGUUGGUCACCAUGAGAACGGAGUUCUUAAGGCGGAGAACGGAACGUCACCCAGACUGAAGAAGCUUAAAGCCCCUUAACCCCGCCUCCUCCUUAGGGCUGGUCGUGCAACACAGGACAGGAAUCGUGAACUGCUUCCUGCUCAGAUCUUCAGAGACUGAGGGUGGUUCAGCAUUUCACACAGGAUGUGACAUCACGUUGAUAUUUGCACCCUCGAAAGACCAUCAGCUUUUCUUUUCAUUCUUUUUAUGUUUCAUUAUCAGUAUUUGUUACAUUCCU